Molecule: messenger RNA, 4635 nt
Organism: Uranotaenia lowii
Lineage: Eukaryota; Metazoa; Arthropoda; Insecta; Diptera; Culicidae
Exons: 6
Coding region: 1719-3410 (563 amino acids)
Source: RefSeq, a predicted model, not a curated record
AUCGGUGAGGAACCAGUCAGCAAACGACGGGCGCCUACGUUGCGGAUUGGACGUUCUCGGAGGUAUCUUGUCACGGGUUCCGUGGCUCGGCAAAAACGGUUCUUUUCGUAGCAAAGAACUUUUCCCUUCUGUUUUCUGAGGAACUAAAAGGUUGGUGUUAGUGAGGGUGAUGUUCCUAUAUCAUUUGUAACAAAACAAAUCAUUGUAGGGUGUUGCUAAUUAAUGGAAGAUUGAGUGAGACGAUUCUUGGAGAAAAGGCUGAAUCUUUCCCGUCAAGUGGCUGAUAUAACAUAGAAGCUAGAACGGAUUUCGACGAAUUGAAUUGUCCAGUGGAUGAUGCUGACUCGUGUGUGCGUGUUUGUGUUAUAGGCCUCAAAAGCCACAUAGGGAACUCGGCGAUUGGGAGAUUGGGCGAUUGCUGGAAGCCAUUCUAGGUUCAUUAAGUUCCGAACGCGUAGAAGAUUAUUGUGCAAACCCGGAUGAUCCAUUUUGCGACUGUUUGUGUGUAAAUCCGAGACGCAGAUCCACGAGUUUUCCAAGAAUUGGAAACCUCUAUCAAAUCCUAGUGUCUGGGAAUCUGUUUUUGUGGGGACCAAAAUGUGUCCAUAGCACUCUACAUGGCGACCGUUAAAAAAAUCAAAAGUUGACUACAGGAUUGACUUACAAGUCAAAAUAAUUCAAUGGUUUGAAUUUUUCCUCUAAAGAAAAAUGCUCUGUAAGUAAUUGAAGAUUGUUUAAAAUUAAACCCUGUGCUGAAGUGUUGCGAAAAAUUUAAAAUCCAAAAAACGAACCGUCAUUUCCCAAAACGGUGCUGAAUCAAAAAGCCCAAAACAAAAGAGGAAAAUUCCUCACGUAACACAGGGCCCGGGCAUCGAAUUAAUCUGCACGCGAGAGAAAUUGCAUAAAUAAUUCGCUUAAAUUGACUCGCGACGACUGGUUUGGUUUGGUCUAAGCUGCAGUUUUACAAUUAGCGAAAUAAAGAAAAAAAGCAAAAUAAACCCCCUCGAAUGCAUAUAAAUCAGCUGUCUUCAGGGGGAGGGCCCUAUCGUGUCAGUGCUCCAAUAAACGUGUGUGUGUGCUCGAGUGUAUGUGAUUGAUCAGCUUGAAUUAAAUGCAGGAAAAAAUAGAUAAAUAAACCAACCUACACCGGAUGGUGCAUUAAUUGUGGUGGAAAAGUUAAAAAAGAGGAAAAAAUAGUGAAGCUCCAAGGCAGUUAUUUUCUAUUUAACCUUUGAGGCAGACACCGGGAGGGCAAAAUAAAAUUCGAAAAAAAAAUAGUGACAAACAAAACAAAGGAAGAACAACAUCAACAACAACGGCAAAAAAAAUAUAAAAUUCAUUCAAUCUGUUUUGUCCACCUGACUGUUGUUGUGAUUUUUUUUUUCUCCAUUCCAUUUAUGCUUCGAGCAAAGGAAUGAUCGGAACUUGAAGCCGGACACAAUUUCCGUCUACAUUCCAACCGGUGGCGACCAUUUCCGAUCCAAAAUUUGCGAGACCAUCAUCAACCAGCCAGUUUGAAAAGAGUAAAACAAACAUCAAUCGGACUCCUCAAAGCAAUUGGUGUGGAAAAGCCUCGAAGGAUUUUUGGUUUUCCAUUGGAUAACCCAAAAAAAUAAUCCCACCAAUGCUACCGAAUCACAGCCUUCGUCACGUUGAAGAGCGUCUUAGAACGAUGUCUCGACUUUUCCGGUAGGCGGGCGGGAUCAUCCUAAGUAGAAAUGAGUGCCCUCGGAUUGCCGGAAGGCGAUUGCAUCAGCACGCCGACUAAUCGAAGGUGUCGUCACCGGAUGCUGCCGGGGACCGGAAGCUGUUUCAGUGCGAUUCCGGGAGGCGGCUUCACACCCAACGGGGGAAGCAGGAGGCGAUAUUCGACCUGUGGCACCGGCGGCAAAAUGACGGUCUACUCUUGGAAGCACUGGUUUUGGAUUACGGUCUUCGGAGUGGUUCUGAUCGAAUGCAGCCCGCUCAGCUCGAUCGACACCUACCCGAGCAAGCUGAAGCUGGAGGAGCAGGGCGGCAACAAAUCAACAUAUCUGAAACGGGCCGGAGAACCAGCUAUUGGUCUCGGUGGAUCCCUACCAGGGUCAGUCGCCGGAAGUAGACCUUCCGCACCGGGUGGUGGACCACCCUUCAUAUCAUCUUUGCCGCCGAUGGCAGCUGCUUCGAGUGGGCUGGUAGCCGGUGGUGUACCGGCUUCGGCAGCUCCCACCUUGAAUUCUCUACUGGAACCGGACGUUGACGACACCUUCGCCAGUGGAAGUCUGGCUGGAACGGACUUUGGCGGGGUGGAUUCGGUGCUACGGUAUACGAGGAAGGAUGUUGAAGGUGGAAGUUCUACGUCGGGGCCGCCGGUUGUCGGAGAGGUUGAGGUGGUGGAAGAUGUUUCGUCGUCUUCCAGCACAACUUCGUCCUCGGUUGCCGGGCAGGCCGUACCGACCUCCGGAAGGUUUAAGAAGAAUGGAACCAUUUUCACCCGAAACGAACAAAACAUAACAACGUUGAAGCUGAAGAACUACAACCGGGGAUUGGAGAAGGAGGAAUUAAAGGCACCUCGGGUGCCAGAACGUGGCACUCGAUUGAUCGAUAGUUUAAUGCUAACGGCCGUGGACAAUAGCACAGAUGAUCCGGUCGGUCCAGAUUCGGAGUUAGAGGAGGCAACCGAAUUAAGUAUCCACGUCGCCGAUCCUUCGAGUGGAGAGAACGUUACAAAUCCCACGGUCGUUGAAACCGGUGAUUCCUUACAGAUGGCGCCGGCGCCCAGUGAUGAUAUCAGUAGUAGUAACAGUAGCUUUAGUGAUAGUAGCAGUGGUAGCAAUAGAGUUAGUAUUAAUAGCAGUAGUAGCAAUAGUCCUAGCGUAGUGAGUAAUAGCAGAAGCGAUCAAGACAUUUCCGACGGCAGCCAUAGCGAGGGUUCUAGUGGAAUUGGCACAAUUUCAAGCGAUCGACGGAUAGGCAAGACCAUGUCCGCCGAUUUUAGGGACUUUGUGAGCCAUACAAACACGAAUCCGAACUUCAGCACCUACAAUUCCCGGGCGAUUGCCUUUUCGACGGCCAAUCUGCAGGAAGGCGUUGAUGAUCAAGAUCAUCCACUGGAAGACGACGAUUAUCGGAGAAGCUCCCGGAGUGCUCAGCGCCUGAACGUCGGAGCCAUUUCCGGAAUUUGCCUGGCCUCUUUAGGGCUGCUUUCGGGGAUUUCAGCAGCGCUGAUCAUCCUCUACAGGAGGUAUUUGUAUCUGAACAAGCCUCAAACGCUGAGCGAGCCGGAUUCGAGUGGCUACAUCGACGACAGCACCAUCCGGGACAAUUCCGAUGAAAUGUACAGCCUGGACAAUGAUUCGUUUCUGAACUCGCUGGAGGCGAUGACGAUUCAGAAUUACUGGACUGAUAACGUUAAACAUACCAAGCUGUAGAUGGUUCCCAGAAGAGUUUGAAGGGUUCUCGAUCACUGCUGAUAAGAAUGAAGUUUGAUGUUCCUACAUUUACAUCAGAAAUUAUAAGCAUCAGUAUAGAAGUUUAUACAGCAUAAAAACUUCUGAUGAAGCUUGAAACAUCAAACUUCAUUUCUGUCAAUUUUUCGAAGAAGUUCUACAACAAUGUAUGUUUAAUGGAUUUCCGGGUAGUGAUUCAACGAGAACAAGGAAACAAAAACCUACUCUGUACGUAUUAUUUUAUUCGAUAAGUCAUCAAUUUUUGCAGCAAACCCAUACACGUUCAGCUCACAAACGUCGCAAUCAUUCCGUCACAAACCGUCCUAUUUUUGCCCCUAGGUUAAGCAACUAAUGAAAAUAUGUUGGAAAUAUUAUUUAGUUAAGUUAGCAAAAACAAACUAAACAAACAAUUAGGGUCGAACAAGCUUAAUUUGUCCGUACUUAGUUAGAAAUGCACGCGGGAAGUCAGGAGAAAAGACAAAAAAACAAAAAAAAACACGUUUACAUCACCGUUUAUGUUUACUCUAUUACGAGUAGUUAACUAUUUUUUUACAAAUAUAAGUUCAAGGUGACUAACAUUCCCAGUGAUAAGUUUAGUUCCGCACAUUAAACGAUCAAAAUCCAUUCUUUUUUCUUAAUUGAAAUAAUGUAAAAACGUCAAGAACGUGGAACGGAAAAAAGGAAAAUCAAAUUAAAAGUGUUAAAAAAAAAAACAAACAAACAAAAAGUCGAACAGAUGUUCAAGUUCAAUGCUCCCACACUAAAUACAGAGAAAGAGGAAAAUGUGUACUUAAAAAAAAAACCAGAAAAAUGUGAUGCUAGAUUUGGAACUCACUAGUUAUUGAUCGAAAUGAUAUUCUCGUUAGGAGGAAGACACUUAAAUCUUUUCAAUAAUUUUAUUUACCUUGAAGCGAUUGCAAGAGACCUGCGUUUUCCGGGGAACGAAAAUAUCAUUUAUUGAUGAAAAAAGUUAAAAAUAUUUAGUGGUGCGAAUUAGUGUGAUUUGGUAGAAGAAAUGGCGAAGUAGGGGAUAGAUUGUAAUUGGGAAGUAUUUUUGGUGAACGAAACAAGUAAACAAUGCAACAAACAACAAAACAAAAUUAACAAAACAAAAGACAAAUUAUGUAACACUAUUGUACAACCGGGUUCCGAUUCCAUUAUUUUGUGAAUAAGAUCAGAAAUAAAAUUCAUUGAAUUUGAAUUGGAA